UAUGAAUACCGUCUUUGCUUCCAUUAGUGGAGCAGUCGCUUGCAAGCCUGUGAAGGUCUUUGAUGGUAUCGUUUGAUAUUGUUUUAGAGUGUUUUAGAGUACUUUAGAGUGUUCGAAUUCAAAGAUCAUGGCAUUGUCGAGAAUUAGCUCGUCGGAAAUUCUGAGCGCUUUGACCAGCGUGUCACGCGGAGCAUCUGCAUCUUUAGAGAUACAAUGUGCAACGCCAGCAGCGAUGCACCGACUGCAGCAUCCACUGCACCUGACGAGUCAGUGUCAUUAUCCGAAUGCACCAACUCUCGAUCUGCCAAACAAUGUCUCCAACAUAUUCGCGAACGAGACAGGCCGCUUUACUCCAGAACGUGCUCGUGAUAUCUCUCUGUAUGCUGAGAAUGGUGGCACCGCUGUCUCAGCAGCGAAAUCUUCCGGCUUCUCCAAGAUCUGCAUCGACAGCCACGUGGAUUCGUACGAUUGCUUCGGCGCCGUCAGCCUAAACGCCACAAUGCAGAGCAACGUGCCCAAGCCCUACUCGUCGCAUGGCAUGUCCACACACCUCAACAUGCCUGGUGGACAAUGGUCCCGCAAUUUCAAGUAUAUCGCCGAGGACAUGCAGCGUUCUCAUUACCGCAAGCUGUCGCGUACUGCAACUAACGCCUUCAUAACGAACUCGCUUUUACGAGCGACAUUUUCGUCGACCAGUAACAUCCGAAUGAGCUAUUCGACUGAUGCCUCCAAAGUGCCGAAAGACUCGGUGAAGGAUCAGGUGGCGGCAAAGACAACCAUGUCGCAGAAAGAUAGGUUUCGCAUAAUGUUAAAAGAUUACGGACGCGUCCUCCUCGUUAUUCAUAUCACUGUUUCGUUGCUGUCCCUUGGUACUUGUUACGUGAUAAUCACAAGUGGAGUAGACGUGACAAAGUUUGUGGCAACGAUGUGGGGAAUGAACGAGAAGCUGGAUAAUGUACUGAAAACCUCGACGGACUUCGUAAUAGCGUACACCAUUCAUAAAUUACUCGCACCUGGCCGAUUUAUGUUAUCCAUGGCCAUAACUCCAGUCUGCGUGCGUCGUCUGAGGAAGCUCGGCAUUCUCAAAAUGCCGAACGUAAAAAAACCACAGGUACAACCGCAAUCAUCUACAUCGUCAUCGCCACCUGCGUCUUCGCGAUAAAAAAAUUAUUAAAAAAAAACUCUUGAUGCUUCACAUCUUGACAAGAAAUCUUAAGGUAUGAUCCGUCACAAUGAAACAUGCGGAAGUAAUGAUAUCAGUGAACAGGAAUCAGGGAAUACUUAGGCAAUAUUUCGUAACAUUGGGUGCAAUACUGUUUCUAACAUGUGAUUAAUUAUAUUCACUUGGGUAGCUUGUAUAAAUACGGAUGAAUUGAUAUAGUUUCGUCACUGAUCGGAUUGAGGCACGUAUGAAACGAUUAUCUUUUUUUUUCUUUAGUACAUUAAGCGUUUAAUAUAAUAUAAUAUACAAGAGGUGCAGGCAUUUUAUAUUUAUAUGUAAAAAUGUUUAACAAUUUUGUAAAAAGAAAUUAUUAUCUGUAAAUAAACGUUAUGCGAUG
This is a messenger RNA of Ooceraea biroi (clonal raider ant), 1559 nucleotides long. RefSeq lists its product as uncharacterized. Gene Ontology annotation, cellular component: mitochondrion. The record is from RefSeq and is a predicted model, not a curated record. NCBI's taxonomy places the organism in Eukaryota, Metazoa, Arthropoda, Insecta, Hymenoptera, Formicidae.